GACGUCUUUGUAAUCUUGUGUCCUUCCUGCAGAAAAUAUUAGGUGGAUUGGAUCCACUGUCAGUGGACUUCGACCUAUCGGAAUGACUUCCAAUACCACAUCUAAAAAUGUUUUCCCCCCGCCGAUGCAGCCAGCAUCUAAUGGUGUAUUUCAGGGAGAUGACCCUCUUGAUUAUGCACUUACCUUGGCUAUUUUAAGGCAGCCGCGAGUUGUUGCAGAGAUUGUUGGAGGAAUAAUACUUGGGCCGUCAGCGCUUGGACGGAAUAAAAGCUAUCUACGAGCAGUUUUCCCAUCCAAGAGUCUUCCAGUAUUAGAUUCUCUAGCAAACCUUGGUCUUAUAUUCUUUCUAUUUUUAGCAGGCAUAGAGUUAGAUCCUAAAUCUCUGGGGAAAACUGGAGGUAGAGUCUUUGCCAUUGCUAUGGCCGGAAUAAGCUUACCCUUUGCACUAAGAAUUGGUUCGUCAUUUGUUCGGCAAGGAACAAUUGCCAAAGGCGUAAAUACUUCUGCAUUUCUCGUAUAUAUGGGGGUCGCUCUGUCUAUAAAUGCGUUUCCUGUAUUAGCCCGUAUUUUGGCCGAGUUAAAACUUCUAACCACUAGUGUCGGCAGAAUGGCUAUGUCAGCUGCAGCAGUUAAUGAUGUAGCUUCCUGGAUUCUUCUUGCUCUUGCUGUUGCCUUAUCAGGCAGUAGCCAAUCUCCAUUUGUGUCAUUGUGGGUCUUCUUAAGUGGGUGUGGUUUUGUCGUAUGUUCGAUCCUCAUUGUCCUUCCAAUUUUCAAAUGGAUGGCCCAACAAUGCCAUGAAGGUGAGCCGGUUGAUGAGUUAUACAUAUGUGCUACAUUAGCUGCUGUUCUGGCUGCCGGGUUUGUCACGGAUGCUAUUGGAAUUCAUGCCAUGUUUGGCGCGUUUGUUUUUGGAAUUUUGGUUCCAAAAGAUGGAGCAUUUGCCGGUGCUCUUGUGGAGAAAAUAGAGGAUCUUGUGUCUGGUCUAUUACUCCCACUUUAUUUUGUGUCAAGUGGAUUGAAGACCGACAUAGCUACCAUUCAGGGGCUGCAGUCAUGGGGUCUUCUAGUUUUUGUUACAUUUACGGCUUGUUUUGGGAAGAUUGUCGGGACUAUUGUAGUGUCUCUUCUAUGUAAAGUACCUUUCAACGAGUCUUUAGUGCUUGGAUUCUUGAUGAACAGUAAAGGCUUGGUUGAAUUAAUUGUCCUCAACAUCGGUAAAGAUAGAAAGGUCUUGAAUGAUCAGACCUUUGCCAUUAUGGUUCUCAUGGCUCUCAUUACUACCUUCAUGACCACUCCUCUUGUGUUAGCUGCGUAUAAGAGGAAGGAAAGAAAAUCUAAUUACAAAUACAGAACAAUUGAAAGGAAAAAUGCAGACGGCCAACUGAGGAUUCUUGCCUGUUUUCAUGGUUCAAGGAAUAUUCCAUCGGUGAUAAACUUGAUCGAGGCUUCAAGAGGAAUCAAGAAGCAUGACGCACUUUGUGUCUAUGCGAUGCAUCUUAAAGAAUUUUGUGAGAGGUCCUCAUCGAUACUAAUGGCACAAAAGGUAAGACAAAAUGGGUUGCCGUUUUGGGAUAAAGGUCGCCAUGGAGAUUCUGUCCAUGUUAUUGUGGCGUUUGAGGCUUACCAAAAACUAAGUCAAGUGUGUGUCCGGCCAAUGAUAGCAAUUUCAUCAAUGGCGAACAUUCAUGAAGACAUUUGUGCAACUGCUGAUAGAAAGAGAGCCGCAGUCAUCAUUCUUCCAUUUCAUAAGCAACAAAGAUUAGACGGUUCACUAGGCAUUAUAAGAAAUGAUUUUCGACUGGUUAACAAAAGGGUACUCGAGCAUGCUUCAUGCUCAGUUGGAAUUUUUGUUGAUCGUGGGCUCGGUGGUUCAUGUCAUGUGUCUGCAAGUAAUGUUUCCUAUUGCAUUGCUGUGCUUUUCUUUGGCGGUGGUGAUGACCAUGAAGCUCUUGCUUAUGGAGCCCGUAUGGCCGAACACCCUGGCAUACGAUUAGUGGUUAUUCGCUUCUUAGUGGAACCUAAUAUUGUUGGACAGAUUACCAAAUUUGACGUUGGAGACUCUUCUAGGAGUAAUUCAAUAUCAGAAGAUGAUGAGUUCCUUGCAGAAUUUAAGCUGAAAACAGCUAGUUAUGACUCUGUUAUCUAUGAAGAAGAAAUAGUAAAAGAUGCUGCAGAAACAGUUGCUACUAUCCGUGGGAUUAAUUGCUGCAACCUAUUUCUUGUGGGUCGAAGACCAACCAGUGAAUUGGCAUUUGCUCUGAAAAGAAGCGAGUGCCCGGAAUUAGGACCUGUUGGUGGCUUAUUGGCAUCACAAGAUUUUCGGACAACAGCAUCUGUUUUGGUGAUGCAACAGUAUCCCAAUGGGGUGCCAAUAAAUUUUGUCCCAGAAAUGGAGGAACAUUGACGUGAUGGAGACACAGAAUCUUCUUAACUGCUCUGUUAUUACAUUGUCGCGAAUCACGCAUGGGGUGGAUGGUGCUACAUCAGGGAUGGGAAUAAGUGCUCUAACCUGCAUUGCACCCAAUUUGACAUAAAUAAGAAAGUUUAUUUGACUUAAAUAUGUCAG
Medicago truncatula (barrel medic) is the source of this 2566-nucleotide messenger RNA. RefSeq names its product cation/H(+) antiporter 18. Gene Ontology annotation, biological process: regulation of pH; proton transmembrane transport. The record is from RefSeq and is a predicted model, not a curated record. The transcript has 3 exons. Gene Ontology annotation, molecular function: antiporter activity. Gene Ontology annotation, cellular component: endomembrane system; membrane. Bases 83 to 2404 code for a protein of 773 amino acids. NCBI's taxonomy places the organism in Eukaryota, Viridiplantae, Streptophyta, Magnoliopsida, Fabales, Fabaceae.